UUUUUUUUUUCUGUUUUUUUUUUUUCCCUUUUGCCUUUGCUGUUGCUCAGUCCUUGGUGCAUCCACCGCCCAGGAACAGGAAGGACGAGAAAACCACUCCACAAAGUCUCCUUCAAGACACUCUGCGCUGCAGAACAGGCUCCCCAACUCCAUCAGCACAGCAAACAAACUCCUCAGGGCUUUUGCUGCCCCUCCACCACCGCCACACACCCUUUUAUUUUAUUUAAAAAAAAAUAUUUUUAUUUUAUUAUUUUUUUAAUUUCCUCGUUGAUUUUUCAUUCGUGGAGAGCCGGGAAGGAAGACACAAACUUUCCGCUCCGAGCUCCUCCGGCUCCCCUCGCCCCUCUCCCAGCCGGCGGCCUUUAAUCCGCCGCCGGGACCCCUCGCGGGCUCCCCCAGCGAUCAGAGCCCGGCGCCCCCCGCCUCAUCUCCCCUCCCCGCGCCCCCCUCUCCCCGUCCCCUCGCUCCGCGGCCGCCCCCGAGCCGCGGGGCCGCUCGCAGGGGGCGGUGGGGCGCGGCGCCGGGGGCCCGGUGUAUGUCGUGCCCCGGCCUCCCGGUGAAUGAGCACCGCCCGCCGCCUGCCGCCGCCGCCCGCCUCGGCCCCCACCUCCCCCUGCCGGGGUGAGGCUGCCUGAGGGUCCCCGCGGGUCGCGCAUCCCCGCCGGCUGCCGAGAGGAGCCCAUCGCUUCUCCCUCCCGCCAGCCUCCCCCUUUCUGCCCCCUUCAUUUUAUUUUUUAUUGCUACAUUUCCCCCCCGCCCCCCCUUUUUUUUUUCCUUUUACCACCCUCCCCACGCUCCCCUGCCUUCCACCCCCCUUCCCCUAUUUUUUUUUUCCGCCGGGCGCGAUGCCGCACGUGGAGAUGCUGCUGCUGGCGGCCGCGGCGCUGUGGGUGUGCGUGCGCGGGCAGGAGCCCGGCGCCAAGGCGGUGGCCGACCGCUACGCCGUCUACUGGAACAGCACCAACCCCAGAUUCCAGCAGGGCGACUACCACAUCGAUGUGUGCAUCAAUGACUACCUGGAUGUGUUCUGCCCUCACUACGAAGAUUCAGUGCCAGAAGAUAAGACCGAACGCUACGUUCUGUACAUGGUGAACUUUGACGGCUACAGCUCCUGUGAUCACACCUCCAAAGGGUUCAAGAGGUGGGAGUGUAAUCGACCACACUCCCCGAAUGGACCGCUGAAGUUCUCAGAAAAAUUCCAGCUCUUCACGCCCUUCUCACUAGGAUUUGAGUUCAGGCCAGGCCGGGAGUAUUUCUACAUCUCUUCUGCGAUCCCAGAUAAUGGAAGGAGAUCCUGUCUAAAACUUAAAGUUUUUGUGCGACCAGCAAACAGCUGUAUGAAAACUAUAGGUGUUCAUGAUCGUGUUUUCGAUGUUAACGACAAAGUAGAAAAUUCAUUAGAACCAGCAGAUGAUACCGUACAUGAGUCAGCCGAGCCAUCCCGUGGUGAGAAUGCGGCACAGACACCGAGGAUACCCAGCCGGCUUUUGGCAACUCUAUUGUUCCUCCUGGCAAUGCUUUUGAUAUUAUAGCACAGUAUGCUCCAGCAACCUGUCGCAGAAAAUAUCAGGGUCUUGGAACAUCAAAGAUCCACCUAACUGCUCAUCCCAAGAAAGGGACUUUAUUGUUUUUGCAGAUGUCAAAUUGUUAUUUUUCCCUUUUCUUCUCCCUUUUAGCCUGAACUCAGCAAAAAUUUGAAGGGGAUAACUAGCUUCAGCACCCGUCCCUACCUACCCUGUGACUUUCUUAACCCCUCCAUACAAAUAAAAGGACUCCAAAUGAAAAUGCCAAACUAUAAUAGUGACACUAGUGAUUCUUAUUUUCCUCUGCAUUCUCCUUUAAGAAGUCACCUCUGUUAGUUCACUGUGUCAUCCGUGUGUAGACAAAGAAGAGUAGUGGCAGAUGCAGUCAGUGAAGGAUAAAGAAACUGAGUGAAAGCCUGGGAGAGUUUUCUCUCCAAUACAAUAUUUAUGCCUUCUCGUUCAGCACUGUAAGAUGAUCAUGCAAGGCAUCGUGUCACGAUGUCAGGACUGGAGGGGAAAUAUUAAGAACAGAUAUAAUAUAACACCAUUUCCUCCAGGAGUUUCUAAAUGAACAGGCUUCUGAAAAGGGAAGACAUUGUUUCUUACAGACUGUCCUGAAACAUCUUUGACAGUAAAAUUCUCGCUCACAAGUGGAAACGCUGUCUUUGGUGAGAAAAAGGGGUUAGUAUUUAGAAACGUUAGCACACAGCAGGCAAGGUCAGAUUUAGGAAACUUCACUGGGGGUGUGAGUGCCUCUGUUAUUUCGUUUUAAGGGGAUAAUGCACACCGGAUUAUUUUAUUUUAAAAGAAAUCACCGUGGUGCUACAAUUUUUUUCUUGAAAUGCAGAGGCACUUUUGAGAAUAAAGUGACCUUCCCCAGCGCUGACUUAGUAGCUGAUAGCCUUGGAUGCUGCUCUGGGUGUUAAUACAUGCUAUGAGAGGACAUCAGUGGCCAGAGGAAUCAUGUUUGGGACACAGGAUCUCCAGUGUGCUCUUGAUUUGUCUCUCCUGUAAGUUCCUCAGCCAUGGGAAUAAACCAGAAGUAAAAGAAGCCAGGACAGUUUAGUAGCGUUGUUUGGUGGGGGGAAAGAAAAGAAGUGUGGAAUAUGAAUUCAAGUGUUGAUUUUUUAUCUUUUCCCCUUCCAGCACAGUUUGAAGAGUAGAGGAAACGUGUUUAUCAGCCAGAGAUAAACUAGAUGGGCUCCCAAAGACUUAACAAAAUAUUUUUUUAAAAAUCCACUAGAAUAGAAAAUACAUUAUUUAGAUAUACUUUAUGCUGAGAGUGAGUAUAUAUGCUUGUCCUAUUUAAACAUGUGAGAAAAGUGGUAAGCCUUGAUGCAAGUAGGAAAUGGGACUGUCUUGUUUGAUGGAAUUGGGAGUGACCCUGUUUAGGGAAUCUGAGCCUUGGCUAAGGUAGAGCUUGAAAAAGUCAUUUGCCAGGAACUGCAAGCCUUGGGGUAUUUUUUGUCUAGGCUGCCAUGAAAUUUGAACUGCUAAGUAUAAUCAGGGAAAUAUCAAACCAAGACUAAAACAAAGCUUUUCUAAACAAAAACUGUGAUAAUUGUUAAAUGCAAAACAAAACAUGGAGUGCAUUCAAACAAAGCAAGGGUUUUCUAUAUUAAUUCUAAAAAAAAAAACAAACUCUGGCAUAACAAAAUUGAGUGAUCCCAACAACAGACAGCACUUGGUUGGCUGGUUUUUAUUUUUUUUAUUUUUUUUCUUUUCUUUUUUUUUUUCUUUUUAAUGAGGAAAAGCUUUCAUAAAGUUGUAAGCAGCUCACUAUUCAAUAAAGAAGAAAAAGGGGAAAUCAAUUUAAGAUGUAAAGGGAGGUUUUAUGCAUGCUAAACCACAAUCUGAGCUUGCCUGAUACCAUAUAACAAGGUUCUUGUUGCAGGGCUUGUGCUUACAGCAGGAAUGUAGGAAAUUUCCUCUAGUAUGAAGUGCACACAAGAAAGAUACGCAGUCUAAACAGUGAAGGAAGUCAGCCAGCAUCCCAUUACAAUCUAGCUGGUACUUUACACUCUUUAACAUGGAUGUGCUUGGUACACAUGCUAAUACUUCCUUCAAGAAGGUAUUAAAGAGCUGUGGAUGAGGUGAGCUUAAUCAAAAUGAACCUUAACAAAUAGAUUAUUAACUGAUAAUAUUGCAUGAUAGGUAACCCUAUUAAAUGAUUCAUAACAAUUACAGACAGUUGUACCAGCAGUGCCAAUUUCAUGUGGAAGCGAUGUCUUCAUUUUCCAUCCUUUGUCUCUAAACGACAUCAGAGUUUGAGAUGUACACUUAUCCACAGCAGACGCUUUCCAGCGGUGUUCCUUCAGGUGCAGUUCAGCCCUUCAAUUUAUCACAGAGCCUUGAUGGGUAGGUGAGGGACAGCACGAGUAGUGCAGCUGCAAGGCAGGUCUCUGUACUGCCCAGGGUGGCCAGGAGACCACAAGACACUGCCGGUUUGGUACCUGAUGGCAUCAGGCAAUCCCAGUCAUAGAAGUAAGUACUGAUGGGUUUUGUGUUGCAGAGCAAAUCUCUGGAUGCUCUGAAUGCAGAUGUUGGUGCCAACUGCAAGGAGAUUUCUGCUCCCCUCGACUCUGCCUGCCCCUUCUCAGGCCUGAGGGACUGAUUCUCCCUCAGCCUGGGUGGCUUGCGUACCCCCAUGGCCUGCACUCCUGGCUGCCAAGGCCACUGCAAUGCAAAGCAGGGAAAAUAGGGAUCAGUGGGUUUAGUGGAUACCGUGUAUCCUUUAAUAGACAAGGUAACAUUUCGUGUUAGUUUAGAAUAUUGUUUUGUACUGUACUUACUUGGAUGGCGAAGGAAAGACAAGUAAAUCUUAAAGCUAUGUUCUUUAAAUUCUGUAUUAUUAGCAACCUCUGUUGUAUAUAGUGUUUGAUAAUAAAGUAUUAAUUUGAUUCUUAUGUCUUUUGUAAGUGAGAACAAUAGAAUUUCAGGAUAUUAAAAUCACGCGUUGAUUACAAGACAGAGCUUUGAAGCAUCAAGUGUGAUCAUGGCUGAGAACUGAGAGACAAGUGGCCAUGACACUGCAGCAUACAGGACUCAUCUUUGGAAAUCGUUCAUCUAUUCCAAGACUUCACAUUGUCAAGACCUGGAACAACAUGACUUUUGAUGAUCAAUGUUUUGUCUUCAGUGUUUAAAGGUCUUAUAUUGGAGCCCUGUGGUUUCUGUGUUAGUUUUUUUUUUUUUUUUCAUUUUUUUUUUUUAAAAACUUUUUGGGAUUUAACAACUUUUUUUUUUUUUUUUUUUUUUUUUUUUUUUUCCAGAAAGGAUCUUGCCAGUGUCAUGUGCGCUAUACGUAUGUACUUGGUUCCAAAACAACUAGAAACAAAUUUGGGAGAUAUUGAGAGUAGAGGAGUAGAUUGUUUCCUUUCCUAUAUAAUUGUGGAAGGAAAAUGGUUGCAUUUGUACCUGUUGAUUCCCACCCCUAGUUGUCAAAACUGAACUUAAUCCAUUGUGUAGUGAGAGCAAUGGUUCAGUCACUUUCAGAGACUUAGAAAAGUGUGUUAACUCUUCCCCUCCUUUCAUUACACUUGGAUUUUGUAAUCACCAGUUUUACUGUACAACCCUCCACACUUCUCUCCUCUUUUCCUGCCCUUCUUCCUCUCCCACCCCCCUCCUUUUUUAAUUUGGAGCUGUGAAUGGGCAGAUCUGUUUCUGGCCUGGCAUCACUGAGUUUUUCCCAUGCAUUCGCCCUUGAGCUUCUCGGAUGUGAGACAAAUCUCCCUACAAUAGCCUUGCUGCCAUUGUCUGUACAGUUUAAUAGAUGCUGGCAUGUUGGAGGUUACCCAUGAGUCUGCGAAAUCCGCUUUCCAUGCUUACUCUUGACACCCCCAUUGAAGCCACUCAUUGUGUAUGCAUCUGGGUAUGAAAGUCCAGCUCAGUGUGGUCCUGUGCUUGUACUGCCCUGCUUUGCAGUUUCUUUGCACUUAUUCAUUGAGUGCUGUUUUUGAAAUGCUUACAUUAUAUGAACGUAAAAGAAAAUGUAAAAAAAAAAAAAAAAAAGAAAAAAAAAACACAAAAAAACCCUGCCCCAUAAGAUCUGUAUUUGUAUAUACACGUGUCCGUACAAUUAUACUUAAAUAAAAUUAAAGAUUUUCAUCAUUUUAA
This is a messenger RNA of Oxyura jamaicensis (ruddy duck), 5636 nucleotides long. RefSeq names its product ephrin A5 (gene EFNA5). Bases 846 to 1532 code for a protein of 228 amino acids. Gene Ontology annotation, molecular function: ephrin receptor binding. The record is from RefSeq and is a predicted model, not a curated record. Lineage: Eukaryota; Metazoa; Chordata; Aves; Anseriformes; Anatidae. Gene Ontology annotation, cellular component: plasma membrane; external side of plasma membrane. Gene Ontology annotation, biological process: axon guidance; regulation of cell-cell adhesion; regulation of actin cytoskeleton organization. The transcript has 5 exons.